AUGGCAGCCGGGAUGUACCUGGAGCACUACCUGGAUAGUAUUGAGAACUUACCGUUUGAAUUGCAGAGAAACUUCCAGCUCAUGCGAGAUCUGGACCAGAGGACAGAAGACCUCAAGUCAGAGAUCGAUAAGUUGGCCACAGAGUACAUCAGCAACGCACGGACUUUGUCUUCAGAGGAAAAGCUGGGGCUCCUCAAGCAAAUCCAGGAUGCCUAUGGGAAGUGCAAGGAGUUUGGGGACGACAAGGUCCAGCUGGCCAUGCAGACCUACGAGAUGGUGGACAAGCACAUCCGGCGGCUGGACACGGACCUGGCUCGCUUCGAGGCAGACCUGAAGGAGAAGCAGAUAGAGUCGAGUGACUAUGACAGCUCUUCCAGCAAGGGCAAGAAGAAGGGCCGAGCCCAGAAGGAGAAGAAAGCUGCUCGUGCUCGCUCCAAGGGGAAGAACUCGGAUGAGGAGGCACCCAAAACCGCCCAGAAGAAGCUGAAGCUCGUCCGCACUAGCACGGAGUAUGGGAUGCCCUCAGUCACCUUUGGGAACGUGCACCCUUCAGAUGUGUUGGACAUGCCUGUGGACCCCAAUGAGCCCACUUACUGCCUCUGCCACCAGGUCUCCUAUGGGGAGAUGAUUGGCUGCGACAACCCAGACUGUUCCAUUGAGUGGUUCCAUUUUGCCUGCGUGGGUCUGACAACAAAACCAAGAGGAAAAUGGUUCUGCCCUCGCUGUUCCCAGGAGAGGAAGAAGAAGUAA
Molecule: messenger RNA, 750 nt
Organism: Indicator indicator
Lineage: Eukaryota; Metazoa; Chordata; Aves; Piciformes; Indicatoridae
Gene: ING4
Product: inhibitor of growth family member 4
Exons: 8
Coding region: 1-750 (249 amino acids)
Biological process (GO): positive regulation of apoptotic process; regulation of DNA-templated transcription
Cellular component (GO): nucleus
Source: RefSeq, a predicted model, not a curated record